Messenger RNA from Mytilus californianus (California mussel), 1458 nucleotides. RefSeq names its product S-adenosylmethionine-dependent methyltransferase Rv2258c-like. The transcript is spliced from 5 exons. The record is from RefSeq and is a predicted model, not a curated record. Lineage: Eukaryota; Metazoa; Mollusca; Bivalvia; Mytilida; Mytilidae. Bases 52 to 1134 code for a protein of 360 amino acids.
AUCAACGACACAAAUAUUGACCUUGUAGAAAAUUAAAGCUCUCCGUUAAAUAUGCGUAGAUGUCUGGAACCACAGAAGCUUGAUGUUUUAUCAGCUGGUGAUAAAGAUCCAGAAGUUUACGAGGAAAGAUUCAAUACCAUAGUUUAUAAUGGAGUUGUCGCUCUUGGUAUAGGACUUGGACACAAAGUUGGUCUUUUUAAAACGCUUCUUGAGUUGUCAGAACCAGAGACAUCGCAAUCAAUAGCAGACAAUGCAGGAUUACAGGAGAGAUAUGUUAGAGAAUGGUUGUUUUCAAUGGUUGCAGCUAAGGUAGUCUUUAUAACAGACGACAACAAAUACUACAUUCCAGCUGGCUGUAAGACGAAAACUUCUAAAAGCUUGUUUGCAACAUGGAUACCUGCCGCUGCUCCACUCACCAAGGAUGUGGAGAAAUGUUUCAGGUCAAAAGAUCCAUCAUCAGCUGGGUAUGACUUCUCAAAACUGGGUGAAGUAUUCCAGUUUAUGAAUCAGGACAGAGCGAACUGUGAUGGAAAAUGGAUAGAAGAAAAUCUGGUUCCUUCUAAAUACAAAAAUAAAGACGAAAUCAGGACAAUACUGGACAUCGGUUGUGGGGUUGGUAGAAUAACUGUAAACAUGGCUAAGUAUUUUCCUGAUGCUAAACUUAUUGGAAUAGAUAUAGAUCAGUAUGCAAUAGAAACUGCGCUAAAACUGAAGGACGAGGAAAAACUAACAAACGUUGAAUUCUAUCUUAUGGGUGCGGAAGAUUUAAAAAGAGAAUGGACAGGAAUGUUUGAUUGGGUGACAAUGCUUAACGUUCUGAACGAUCUACCAAAUCCAGAUCCAUGUCUUAAACAAGCUUUACGUGUAAUGAAAGAUGAUGGCGUAAUGACUAUUCUGGAUCCACUGUGUCAUUCGGAUCCGAAACUAAACGUUGGAAGUAAACUGCAUGCAUCUACGCUUACAAUGAGCUGUUAUGUUUGCCUCCCAAGUAGUUUGUCAGCACCACCAGCAGUGGGUAAUGGAAUUGGCUGGGGAUUCGAAAACAGAGCAAAAUACCUGAAACAAAAUGGACUAACAGUACAUGGAGAUGAUUCAGUUGCUGUCAUCCAUUGUUCUAAAGCCGGAAUACUGUAAACCAACUUAUUUUCGCGGAUACUUUAUUUCGCGUUUAGCCCAUUCUAGUCCACUUCGCGGCGGUUUAAUUCCGCGAUUUUCUAAUUUACUUGAUGAAGCUACGUAAGGAAAGAUCCAAGUUUUACAUAUUCGCGACGAUUUAUAUUCGCGUUAUUUUUCUACUCGCGAAAGUCGCGAUAAUAAAUUGCUCACGAAAAUUAGUUGGUUUACAGUAUAGCCAUGACAAUUGUUUUCAUUCGAUUUUGUAAAACUUUUUUUUUUCUUCAGUAAACUGAUCGUUCGAUGUUUUUUAAAUUGACAAAAAAUAAAUAUAUAUUCAUGAAA